This is a messenger RNA of Uranotaenia lowii, 630 nucleotides long. RefSeq names its product trafficking protein particle complex subunit 6b (gene Trs33). The record is from RefSeq and is a predicted model, not a curated record. NCBI's taxonomy places the organism in Eukaryota, Metazoa, Arthropoda, Insecta, Diptera, Culicidae. Gene Ontology annotation, cellular component: cis-Golgi network; trans-Golgi network; TRAPP complex. The coding region runs from base 124 to 588 and encodes 154 amino acids. Gene Ontology annotation, biological process: endoplasmic reticulum to Golgi vesicle-mediated transport; regulation of GTPase activity. The transcript has 3 exons.
CUCAGCGUGUAUCGUUUGUUAUCAAAGAAUUUUAGUAGAAGAAAUGUAAAAAUACUUUAAUUUAUUAAUCCAAAAUUCCUGUUAAAACAAUAAUUAAUUAACAAUUACCAAUUUUUAAAAAAAAUGUCAGAAGAAGCUAUAUUCGAAUAUCUGCAUUCGGAAAUAGUCAACUAUACUUUAGGAAAGGAAAACGGCAAGGAAAACGAUCUCUCCGCGCUAGAGUACAUCGGUUACACGACCGGCUAUCGAAUCAUCGAGCGGUUGACCCGCGAGUGGCCCCGGUUCAAGGACGAACUGGACACGAUGAAGUUCAUCUGCACGGACUUCUGGAGCUCGAUCUACCGGAAGCAGAUCGACAAUCUGCGCACCAACCAUCAGGGCGUGUAUGUGCUGCAAGAUAAUGCAUUCCGUUUUCUGACACGAUUGUCGUCCGGGGCUCAGUACCUGGAACACGCCCCUAAGUACGUAGCUUUCACCUGUGGAUUGGUACGGGGCAGUUUGGCAAACCUGGGAAUCACAAGUACGGUCACGGCAGAAAUUCAAACCAUGCCUUCGUGUAAGUUUCACAUUCAAGUUAACCGGGGAUAAAGUGUCGCAAAUACAUAUUAACUUUUUCGUCUGGGACCUUCA